Cylas formicarius (sweet potato weevil) is the source of this 1035-nucleotide messenger RNA. RefSeq names its product glucose-induced degradation protein 8 homolog (gene Hou). The coding region runs from base 192 to 884 and encodes 230 amino acids. Gene Ontology annotation, molecular function: protein binding. The transcript has a single exon. Lineage: Eukaryota; Metazoa; Arthropoda; Insecta; Coleoptera; Brentidae. Gene Ontology annotation, cellular component: cytoplasm; nucleus. The record is from RefSeq and is a predicted model, not a curated record. Gene Ontology annotation, biological process: proteasome-mediated ubiquitin-dependent protein catabolic process.
CAUUUUUAGAUGCAUUUUUGGAGUUUCUUAUCGCGCACGUUUUCCAAAAACGUAACAGUUACAGCAUGGCCAAACCAUGAACGUGUGUUCAUGGUCUUGCCUAACCAAAACCAGCUGUCAAGUUUUAUCAUUCCUUUAAUGUUUUGGAAAAGAGAAAGCGAAUUCCUCCAAAAAUUAUCCGCGUCCGCAACAUGAGCUACGACAAACACGAUAUCCCAUCAAAAGACGAAUGGAUAAAACUACUAGAAGACAACGACGUGGGACGCACUAGCAUGAACAAGUUAAUAAUGAACUAUUUGGUGACUGAAGGUUUCAAAGAGGCGGCGGAGAAGUUUCAACAAGAGUCGGGCGUAGCACCUUCGGUAAACUUACACUCAUUGGACGACAGAAUGCGAAUAAGGGACGCCAUCAUGAAUGGAAGGAUAGAGGAAGCCACUACCUUAAUUAACCAGUUACACGCAGAACUGCUCGAUAACGACAGGUAUUUGUACUUCCACCUGCAGCAGUUGCAUCUUAUAGAGUUGAUAAGGAACAAUCAGAUCGAAGAAGCCUUGGCUUUUGCCCAGAAUCACCUGAGCGAAGCGGGAGAAGAAGACCCAUCCGUUUUACAAGAGCUGGAAAGGACUAUAGCCCUGUUAGCAUUUGAGGAUCCCAUCAACAGCCCUUUCGGCGAUCUGCUGGCCCCAUCUCACAGGCAGAAAGUCGCCAGCGAGGUGAAUGCCGCCAUACUAAAAAUGGAACACCAGGAGAACACGGCCCCCAAAAUAUCCACUCUAUUAAAAUUGAUACUUUGGGCGCAGGAAAAGUUGAACGCGAAGAACGUAAAGUACCCCAAAAUGACUGACUUAGCUAACGCGCUAAUUUCCGACCCUAGCGCUAAGUGAUUGGAAACGUCCCGGUUCUGUUGCGAUUUUGUCCUUCUCUAUUUAAAUUAAUUCGUUUUUUAUUUCCCAAUUAUUGUCUUAGGAAUAAAAUUACUUUUGUUUUUAUAUCGGUCAUUGUGUGCCCAUCCGCAGACCAAAAUAGAAUUAUAAA